UUUUUUUUUGCAGCAUCAGUACCGCGCUCGUAUCGCAUUCGUUUGCUGGAGUCGGAGCGCGCUGCGGGGCGACACUGCACCGCCAAGGAGGACGCACAAGCACGGUAGAGGGGGGACUAGAGAAAAGCAAAAAAGACAGAGAAGGUAGUGCACAGGGGAGACUCAUAGCCUACCCCCUCAUUUGAAUACUGGAAGAAAAUAUAAAAUUGUCGGACCUUUGGACAUAAGAAGACAACGAGGCGGAAAAACCCAGGCGAUUAUAUUUUAGCCAACACGGCGGGGAAACAAUGAAGGAUCGUACACAAGAACUACGAAGUGCUAAGGACAGUGAUGAUGAUGAAGAAGUUGUCCAGGUUGACCGGGAUCACUUCAUGGAUGAGUUCUUCGAACAGGUGGAAGAGAUCCGAGUCUGUAUAGAUAAGCUGUCAGAAGAUGUGGAGCAGGUCAAGAAGCAGCAUAGCGCCAUCUUGGCAGCGCCCAACCCUGACGAAAAGACCAAGCAGGAGUUGGAGGACCUCACAGCUGACAUCAAGAAGACAGCCAAUAAAGUUCGCUCAAAAUUAAAAGCAAUCGAGCAGAGCAUCGAGCAGGAGGAGGGGCUGAACAGAUCAUCUGCAGACCUGCGAAUUCGUAAGACACAGCACUCAACGCUGUCACGCAAGUUUGUAGAGGUGAUGACCGAGUACAACACCACGCAGUCCAAAUACAGGGACCGCUGCAAGGACCGUAUCCAGAGACAGCUGGAGAUCACUGGGAGAACAACCACCAACGAGGAGCUGGAGGAUAUGCUGGAGAGUGGCAAGCUUGCCAUUUUCACCGAUGAUAUCAAGAUGGACUCUCAGAUAGACAAGCAGGCCCUGAAUGAGAUUGAGACCCGACACACCGAGAUCAUCAAGCUGGAGAAUAGUAUCCGUGAGCUGCACGACAUGUUCGUAGACAUGGCCAUGCUGGUCGAGAGCCAGGGAGAGAUGAUUGACAGAAUUGAGUACAACGUGGAGCACUCCGUGGACUUUGUGGAGCGGGCUGUGUCUGACACCAAGAAGGCUGUCAAAUACCAGAGCCAGGCUCGCAAGAAGAAGCUCAUGAUCAUUGUCUGCUGUACUAUAUUGGGAGUCGUCUUGGCGUCCACUAUCGGCGGAUACCUGGGCUUUUAAUGACGACAACGACGAAAGACGGCCGCAAGAGAAAAAAAACACAGAGAGAAAAACAUCAAAUACAAUAUCAGAUAAGGAAAACGUUCUAAAAGGGGUUGGGUGGGGUUGAAAAUACAAAGACAAAAAAAAUACGACAUUAUAGCUGACUAAAUACAUAACGUAUACAAAAAAGAGGGUACAAAUAAACAUAAUAUUUGCAAUGUACAUGUAAAUGUAUUGAACAUAAGAAACAGCACAUGGGUUAGCUACCUGGAAAGAAAUAUGACGUAAAACAUUUUUUUUAAACGUUUCUUUCUUUUUGGGGGGAUCUCCAGGACAGUGCCAAUGACUGCUAAAUUGUGUGUUGUUCCAGCAAAGGUAGUUUACUUGGACGCGAUUUUAGAACAUAAUGCACAAAACUGUAGAAAGGAAUUGGGAUGAUCGGUGUAGCUUAUUUCAUAGAUACAAUAAUCACGUUUCGUUGGGAGAGACUGACUUUGGUUUUGGUUGAACAGUGUCUUUUAGAGACAUCUCAUCAGUUGAUUAUUCCUGUCAAUCACGUUAAUCAGCCAGUCAAAUGAGUGUAGUCAACUUGAGUAACUUGCUGAUUGGCUAAUCAAAACUCCUAGAUAGGCAUUCAUUUGCAACAAUAUCUUUACUUCGACCAAUAGGGACAAGAGCUUACACCCAUGGAGCUGUUACAACGGCAGAUGAAAGGCCCUGGCUGACAGACAGAUGGAGGCGUCUCCUUUAGGGCGUGGCACUACAGUAGCAGUUUAAAAAAAUUACUGACAGUUUGCAGGUGCUCAAGUAAAGCCCUGCUCUGCUCUUAUCCAUACAGUAGGAGCAUGGAGAGAGGAAUGUCUCCGGGUCUUCAGCUAAUUCGAUAUGCCUGUGGCAGAAACCAAAUUCAGAGAGACAGAUUAGAGAGGUGAGACAGGGGGGGUGGGGUAAACCGACGGUCGAACUAUGCAGUUUUGACAAAGAAAGCCGACCAGCUCGAGUUUUUCCAAUGAUGUUAAAAGAGAACAGACAGAGACAAAAUGUAUAUUAUAAAAUGUUGCAAGAUACACCAGAGAGGGAAGGAAGAGAGUGAGGUGAAAGAAAGAUGGACCUUUAGCCGUCAUGCCUGUUCUACAGAUUUUGCUAAAAAUGAGGAACAUAUUAAAAAGUAAAGAUGAAAAUUUAACAACGGAAUCUCAAAACUUGAAAUGCUGGCUAGCCCUGGUGUAGAGUCUAAUGUCUUACUUUGGAAGUGGUUAGUUCUACUGUGGUCGUGUAGUGUGUGACGUGUCCUGUGACAUAUAGUCUGGCUUCAUAUUUCCUAUAUUUUGCAUUUUGCCGUUUGUUUUAUUUUAUUAUCAAAGAUACAAAACAUAUAAGCAAAUGGGUACUGUGAAUGGAACAAGUUUGUGUGCCCCUCUUGUGAAAUCUUAUUUUUUACUAAGCAAAGUAUAUUCUUAAAAAACACGCAACUAUAGAAUCUAUUCACAAAACAUGUUAUUUAUUAAUAAUCUAUCAAUCGGUAUGUCAUGUUGAGUUUUUAGGGAACCUAUUCAACCCUCUGCUUGUGUUGUUUGGGUGCUAUUUCAUGAAGAUGGGCGUUUUUCUCUUAAUAUUCCAUUGAUGGUGCUGAAGUAUUACCAGUUCAGAAUGGCAAGGUUAGGAGAGAAUACUGUGCUCUAUGAUUGCACAUUCUAGAAACUAAUGCCAUUUGAGUUCAGGCUAAGAACAGAUAUGAAUGCUGCUACAUUUAUCUGAAGGAGACAACUCUACCUUGCCAAGGAAAUAUGCAUGGCAACAUGAUACGGAUGUCAUAGUGACUCUGUUGAAGCCAGCACUGUAAAGUCGCAGAUUAAGAUCCAAUUGAGGGAAUAACUGGAUCAAAAUCAUGACUCAUGAGCCUUGCCCUCGAAGUCCCAAUUCCCUGGCUUGCGUUGACGGUGUUGGCGCCGACUAGAUGAACUAAAGCGUUCUGACUGUUUGGGGUCACCUUCAUGGAAUAGUGUCCCGGUGUGUUUCAUAUGGCAAGGCCCUACCCCCUGUGAUCUAGAUUGGACAUGGACCUAAUCAGAAUGUAGAAUAUACUCUACGAUCAAUAGAUGUUGAAAAAGCAAUAACUUGAUUGCUGGUGUAUUGAUUUGAUUUGAUUAUAGUCAAUUUAAAGAUUAACCCAAUUAUCCUUUGAUGUUAGCUUCCUAUAUGUAGGAUCUUCAUAGGUUAUAAGUUGUAGCCUAGCGGUUAAGAGCGUUGGGCCAGUAACUGAAAGGUUGCUAGUUGGAAUACCUGAGCUGACUAGGUGAACAAUCUGUUUAUGUGCCCUUGGUCUGGAUAACAGCGUCUGCUAAAUGACUUAAAUGUAAGUCAUAAGUUGUACUUUUCUUCAUUUCAAGUGCCCAAACAGACUAUGCUAGCCACCGCAAGAUGAAACUGUGUUUUCUUGUAACUGAUACUUUGACUGUAUAUGUAAUAAUUUUAAGGAAAAAACAAUAUGUUGUCAAAUGUUUUCUUAAAAUACUAAUUUUGUGUUGAAUAUGUCCUUAAUAUUGUAUAUUCAAAGGGAGGAGCCAGCUCUCAGUUUUCUGAACUUGGAUUUUAAGAGUGCUAUGGAAAUGUAGCUAAAUUCAACAUUUCCAAAUGCCAAAAGUGACUCUGUUCAGUGUAAAACUAAAGGCGGAUGAUUUUACUCCACGGGUGCACCAACACAGAGAAUCACGUUAGAUUAACCUUCUGAUACAGAAUUGUCUAUUAAUGCAAAUCUCACAGGACAUUGGAUAGGAUAUUUCAGAGUUAGCAUAGAGGAGACCUAAUUCAUCUUACCUAUUGGCUGCUGCAAAAUCAAUACACACCCACCCACCCUUCACAGUUACAUGGUCAUUCCUCUGUCAUUGUCAUCAGCAAGGAACAUUCUUUGCUUAAGUCAUCGGCUUCUUGGUGAAUUUCUAAGUCAAGUGGCCCUAUGAUGGUCAUCCCUGACUGACUGUCAUUGAACUGUCUCUGUUGUCGUCCAAACUUUAAACUACAGUAACUACAUUAAAGUUAUGCUCCACUUUCAGCUCAGCGGCCAACCAAAUCAUGGCCCUUUGAAGUGCUAAGUAGUAGUUAGUUCAUGCUUUGUGCUAAGGCCUGCCAUAUCAUCAUAAGGACAAUACUUGCAAUAAAUAGGAAGCUGAAACCUUAAAUGAAAUGUUCAGUCAUUUCACAUAUCCAUGCAAAAGGCUCUUUUGAGUGUGAAACAGUGGCCUUUGAUAGUGGGCUGUCCUUACAGAAUGGAAGUUUGCGUUGCUGACUUUUUCCAUGAACAACAACAUAACAGUAGGAGAUUGGCACUUAAUUACACCUAUGAGCAAGAAACAACAAGAAAUGGCCUCUAUUUAAACAUGAUUUAACUUCAGGACUAACCCAUGUCACUGUUUUUUACGUGCAUACCGGUAACCACUUUUGAGUUCUGUACGAUCUCGAUCGCCACAUGAGACGUGAUAUUUCAGUCCCACAGCUCUUAUAUUGUCUUGAUGAAGUCCAAUUUGUAUCUUUCCAUGGAACGUCUUGCUGCAGCAAGAGAUAUUGAGGGUAUAGGAAUGGAGAACGGGAAAUGUAGGGUCGUUCGACUAACAUCUCCACCCACAGAUCCAGGAGGGAAUCUGACUAUAGUCCUCAAGUCAUUCCAGCACUGGCCAGCAUGUUUUUUUUAAAGCUUCUGUGUAUUUAAUGUGCCCAACCACUUACAUGUACAGUUAAAAUGGGGUUAUAUUGAUGUCGUUGUUGUUUUUUAAAAGGAAUAUGGCUAGGGAGCCUUUAUUCUUUAAGGCAUGCAACUUUCGGCUUUGUGAGUUUGCAUGGUGGUUUCUGCUCUCAAUCAUGUGCGCACUUUACACUCUUUAAGAAAACACUGUCUAUCACGUUCACGGUUUAAUUUAUCGAUCGAUUAUUUAUAUUUACUCACUGGGGACGGGGUGAGGGGGUUCUAGUUAUAUUGUUGCUGGUGUCUGUUUUAUCGCAAGUCUACAGAGACACCAUAUUUACAGUGGUACGUCCAGAGGGGUGAUCUACGUAUGUACGAGUAUGUGUAAACCUCUGGGUACUGUUUGGUGCAAAAUGUCGUCCCUCCCUCCCUCAAGAGUACUGUAGUGUGCGGUUUUCCCCCACCAUGGCAGAACCACUGCUAGUAAUUCUGAUACAUUCCAUUCUGUACCCCUCUUUCUCUCCCAUGGCAUCUAUCCCACUUUGUUUCGUGUGCUUCUAUGGUGGCGUAUGCGUCCUUUGUGAGGAAACGUUAAUCGUGAGUCUUUAAGCUGCGAGUGCAACUUGUGAGCUCCUAGGCCUUGUGUGCAUGCCCCUCAUCCCUGGCAACAACAAAAAAAAGAUGGUGCGUGUGUGUGUUUGUGUGUGCGCAUGAACGUUUGUUUGUGUACGGUAUGUGUGUGCCCGUCUGCGAUCGACGCAGACCAGUUGCAUCACACUCUGAGCACGCGACUAGGGCUGUUCGGGUUUAGCAGGUCCAUGGGUUGUAGCUGUUGAGUUCCAGUUUUAUGUUGAAAACAGAACAAAAAAUAUAUACACUAUUUAUAUAUGUUACCAAAUUCAAACCAAAGCAUUUUGCCCCACGUGUUCUCAGUCACCUGAUCAAAGAGCACAAAGAAAGUCAAGUUUACAAAAAAAAAUGCUUAUAAUAUAAUAAUAUUAAUCUAGAGUUAUCAUCCAGAUUAUAUCCCCCCUUCAAAUCAUUGUAUGUUGUUCUGUCAACUAAUUGAUUCAAACCUCUGAAAUGACUUGUUGAAUAGACUUCACAUAUUGUCCUUUAAUCAUUCGUAGUUUGUAGUCUUUGUGGUUGUAAUAGUGAAAAGAGAUGCAUAAUCAUAUGAUAUACAUGCAGUCCUCUUACACUUGAGUCCAAAGGAGACAACAUUGACUAUUAUUAUUUGGUGAGAUACAUAUCCCUAUCCACAUUUCUAUAUAGUCUACACACCUGUCUUUAUGCACGCAAUAUCUACAUGUUUUUUGUUUUGGCCUCUUUACCACCCAAUUUGACGCUCACUUGCUUUGCUUUCUCUGUGCUGGCAACACACUUGAACGGAGUGUACCCAGAUCAACUUUGGUGAAUAUAAGGGCACUGACCUGGAUGAACCAAAGUAUUCUAUGUUUUUAUUCCUGUAUUGUUUUGAAAUUAAAAGCUGUAUCGGGUGUGCGGAAUAUCGGAAUGACCUCCAAACGUAGUGAGCAUAGAGAAAGCAUUGUGUAAAUGAGUGGAGAAUGAAUGACUAAUGACCUUGCCAUCUAGCUUCUGUCAGUGCAAUGCCUUGUCAGUGCAGCCAAUGGAAAGGAAAACCUCUUCUGGAAAAGGCUUGAAUAUGGCCUUGAACUGCAAAUAUAACCAGUUAGAUCUUUCAAAACGAAAUAUCUGUUUUAUAUUAUCAUGGUUCAUAUUUGGGGUUUCCCUGGCUAUAUAUGGGCACUCUUACAUAUUUGCUUGUUGUAGCCACAAUAAAUUCAAGGCCCUAUGCAAUGGCCACUGGCUUUAUCCUCACCGUUAAGUCAAUAUUCAAACUGCUUUCACAGAAGAGGUUGUUCUUGAAAUUAAAUAAUUUCAAUAACCAACUAAACCCUCUUCAGAGAUGCUACUUUCUAUUGUGGCUUAGUAAUGUGCUGCUGUCAUUUGCCACAACGAAACCUUGUGUUGUUUUCUUUGCUUUAUGGUCCUAUUCUGGAACAUACCAUAUCUCACAACAGUAUUCCUUUGUAUCAGUGUUCUAAUUGGGAGAGGGGUUGGCGGUGUAGGAAUGGUGCCCCAAAAUUGUGACUUCAGAAAGUUGAUCAUUAUCUGAAUGGUCAUAACAGUAGGUUAACAGAAAACUGAUAUCAAAAAUAUUAUUAUAAUGAAAAGAAAAAUGCAGUAACAUUUGCAAACUGAGUGAGAAAGAACGGCAAAAUUAUUAAAUGCUAAACAAAAGAUGUGAGUGGUUAUAUUAUAGCAAUGAUUUAAAGAAAUAAAGGAGUUAUGUUAACAAAAAUAAUAAUAGUAAUAUUGAAUGCUCGCAAUUUUGUCAAACUGAACUGGAUCUUUGUGUCUUGUAAUUAUUGUAAAUACUUCAAAGAGAGAAAAAAUGACUUGCAUGUCCAUGUAUAAAACUACUGAGAAACUUGUUCCUGUCAAAGUUGUGAAGUGGUUCGAUCUCUGCCCUAUCUCCACUGUCCCUCCUCUUUGGACUGACUGUCUGUACAUAUAUGUUCUUUCAGUUUUAAUGUGUGUUUGGAGAGUGUUUGGACAAAAUAAAGAAUAAUUUGUGUGACCAACCAUAUCAGUCAAAAACCAACCAGAUUGAUUUCGUUCAGAGGCAUCCGUCUCUGAUGAAUAGUGCUUCCCUCCAUCCAUAGUAAGAAGGGAGUGGUAACAUACAUGUUGCCACGUCGUCUCGGUUUCCUGCUUCCAGGCCAAAUAUGAACUCAAACACUCUCUUUGUCUCCAAUUAUUAGCCAGUAGUCAACCAAAAACAGCCCUGUCAUUAUGAUUGGUAUUGUCUUGUAUAAUGACAAUGUCAACCUUGUCACUCUGCUUUGGGCUUCUUCUCAUGGGCCCAGGGUCUCUCAUCGCUGUGGAAAGUAUACUGUGGUGAAAAAAUAAGUCCUUCUCUUAAUUGAACCCGCCAUUACGUAGUGGUCAUGACAUUUAGAGUCAUUAAGUACUAAUUUGUGUGAUCUUUAAUGUCUGGCAAGUGUUGCAACUCUCCUAUGUUCAUGUGCAUAGGAGAGAAAAUGAUUUCCAUUGUCAAAUUUGUAAGAAUUUCAAUUUUUGAAAUUAGUUAGGCUCUGCGUUGAGUUUUGUCCUAUUUUGUGCUGAUAUCUUAGCGCUUCAGACGCAAACAAUCAAAUCACCUUCUUAUGAGUUUGAGAGGAUUUUUUCCCAAUUGUGAGGCAACCCAAGGAGGUCUGAGCACCCUCAAAGGGAAAGUUGUGGAUCAUACUGAAAGAUUGGCCUGUGACAAUAUAGAAAUCCACUUUUAUGUGCAAUACAAAAGAAAAAGGGCUUUCUCUAACAUGCAGAAGUGAGACAAAAUUAUUUCAGACCUUGAUCGACCACAACACAGUUUUGGUUGCAGAUCGAAAGCCACAGUUGGUGGAAGUGAUUUGAAAUGUGUAACAACACAGGCAGAAGAGAACAACUCCAUCUUGUUCUGUGAAAGUCAGUUAGAGGGGGUUGUCAGGGUGGGAGAGAUCAGAGUGAAACAAGAAAAUUAUACUGAGAGAGACUGAAAAAAAGAGGACAGUUGGAUCGUUUGCUGCAACUUUGACUGGAAAUGCAACUUGUGUCCCGUUUUUUUUGUGUGUAUGUGUGCGUACCGUAAUGUAAAAAACUAUCUGUCCCUCUCUCUCCCUCUCUUGUACUGCUGUUUGCUGUUCUGUUUAGUUAGUGUGAUGUGCCAGUAUUUCCCCUCCCCACCCUUUGCUAUCUCCCCUACUCUCGCUCUCUCUCUCCCUUUUCUCCAUGGAUCUUUAAGAUGACAACUCUAUGCAGAUGCUGUCUUUUAUAAGUGUGUCAACUUUUAAUUUAAAAUAAAAACUAUAAAAAAAACUAACACGACAGACAUAUUGAAAUGAUAACAAAAAAAUGAAUAAAGAAAAGGAUUGUUCAGUGUA
Messenger RNA from Coregonus clupeaformis (lake whitefish), 8765 nucleotides. Its product is annotated as syntaxin-1B. Gene Ontology annotation, molecular function: SNARE binding; SNAP receptor activity. Gene Ontology annotation, biological process: intracellular protein transport; vesicle fusion; exocytic insertion of neurotransmitter receptor to postsynaptic membrane. The transcript is spliced from 10 exons. The record is from RefSeq and is a predicted model, not a curated record. Gene Ontology annotation, cellular component: SNARE complex; plasma membrane; endomembrane system. NCBI's taxonomy places the organism in Eukaryota, Metazoa, Chordata, Actinopteri, Salmoniformes, Salmonidae. The coding region runs from base 288 to 1154 and encodes 288 amino acids.